AUGAUUACAUACGAGCAAGAUCCUGAUGUUGUUCGGUGGGGUCUUCAGCUUUUUGAUGGCGAUCCAUUUUCUAAUUGUGGGUGUUGUGGCACAGUGACACAAAAUGAUACCGAUUAUUAUAAUGAGCAGUAUUUCAAAGAAGAUCAGUAUCAUAUGGGAUGCAGCAAUGUAGAGCAUGAUGAGCUGCUUGCACACUCUCUUCAAGAUGAACUAUCGCACCUCUCAGUUGCAGAUGCACCUGGCUCUUCUUGUGAAGGGGUAACACAUCCACAAGCAUCUUUUUAUCCACAGGAGUGGGUUGGUCAGACCAUGGAGAGCUACCCUUUUGGACAAGACAAUGGCCAUGAUGAGGAAGAAGAUAUUAGACCUUCCAGUUCCUGUUCUAGCCCUGAAGAUAAGUCAUACUGUGGACAGGAGUGGUCAUAUACCUUAGAGCUGACAGACGAGUAUGCUCUUGAUAGCGAAGUGGGCAAAAGGUUGAAUCAGAUGGUUCCUAUUCCUGUAAGGCAUGUUCCUAGAAUCAAUGGAGAAAUACCGUCUGUUGAUGAAGCAACUUUAGAUCAUCAAAGGCUACUGGAUAGAUUGCAGUUAUAUGAAUUGGUGGAGUUUAAGGUUCUCGGUGAUGGGAACUGCCAGGUGGUACGCCGGGGAUGGGAGGAAUUGGAAAGGGGCUUAUCGGGUGGGGUUACACUGAGAGAGAGGGAGUUGCGUGAAAGAGAGAAUAGAUACGUGAGAGAAAGGAGAUACACAAGAGAGGGGGAGGAGAUGUCUAAAAGAGUGUUGUCGCUAGCGGUUGUUGGCUAUGGUUCUACAACGGCGGAAAAAGUGUGUUGUGUGUUGGCAGAGAGUGAGGCUAUGGGUGUGGGACAAUUUCGAGCUCUAUCGGAUCAGUUUUAUCGUACUCCCGAACAUCACAAAUUUGUGAGACAAGAAAUUGUAAAUCAGCUCAAGGCUUACCCAGAGAUAUAUGAGGCCUAUGUUCCCAUGGCUUAUGGUGACUAUUUGAAGAAGAUAUCCAAGGUUGGUGAAUGGGGUGAUCAUGUCACUUUGCAGGCUGCUGCAGAUUCAUAUGGUGUGAAAAUAUUUGUGAUAACAUCAUUCAAGAACACCUGCUACAUUGAGAUUCUUCCAAAUGUUCAAAGGUCAACACGAGUUAUUCACUUGAGCUUUUGGGCAGAAGUGCACUACAACUCAAUAUAUCCUGAAGGAGAUGUGCCCUUGUUUGAGACUAAAAAGAAGAAGAAAAGGUGGUUGGCCUCUCGGGAUGAGCAUUUGGAGUGA
Ilex paraguariensis (yerba mate) is the source of this 1281-nucleotide messenger RNA. NCBI's taxonomy places the organism in Eukaryota, Viridiplantae, Streptophyta, Magnoliopsida, Aquifoliales, Aquifoliaceae. The record is from the annotation of a GenBank genome assembly.